Molecule: messenger RNA, 669 nt
Organism: Anopheles moucheti
Lineage: Eukaryota; Metazoa; Arthropoda; Insecta; Diptera; Culicidae
Exons: 5
Coding region: 1-669 (222 amino acids)
Source: RefSeq, a predicted model, not a curated record
AUGGCGGUGGUAUUGAUCGACUGUGUACGCACAGUAUCGCAGACACGCGAUGGCCACUUGCCUAAGUACUUGCUUCAGCACAUCCGGCCAUCGCGGCAGACGGAUGUUUCUAGUGCAAACAUGUGGUGGUACCGCAUUCUGUGGCUUACGGUUCUGAUCAACAUUGCCAAGAGUGUUUUUGUGGUGGAGGUCAAUAAGCUGUACAAACCUUGCGCCAACCCGAACAAACCCGCCCCAUUCCCGUUGGAUUUCUCAAAGCUGCAGGUAUUUCUCUCGGAGGACGAAAAGCUCGUUAUAAAUGGCGAGCUGAAAUUUACCCAAAACGUUAAACCACCGUGGGGUGUAUCGGUCUACACCAAUAAGCUGGACCACGGUGAAUGGGUUCCGACACCGUACUCGAAACAUGUGUUUAAUCUUUGCAUGGCGAUGCACGCCAGCACUGAAAUGUGGUAUCCGAUUACGCGACAUAUGAACCAAACAAGCUGUCCUUAUAAACAGGGGCACGUGGAAAAGUUCAACAUGAUCGAUCUGGGAAACUUUGGGCUGGACGAUGUGCUGGGAGAUCUUGUUGGAGAAUGGAGAAUAUUUGUCGAUUUCAGCUUGGGAUCUAUGCCACAUAAGAUGCAAAUUUCUUGUUUAAUGAAUGAGGUUUCCAUACUGGAGCAUUGA